Messenger RNA from Loxodonta africana (African savanna elephant), 2402 nucleotides. Its product is annotated as zinc finger protein 470. Gene Ontology annotation, molecular function: RNA polymerase II cis-regulatory region sequence-specific DNA binding; DNA-binding transcription repressor activity, RNA polymerase II-specific. Bases 40 to 2121 code for a protein of 693 amino acids. Lineage: Eukaryota; Metazoa; Chordata; Mammalia; Proboscidea; Elephantidae. Gene Ontology annotation, biological process: regulation of transcription by RNA polymerase II. The transcript is spliced from 3 exons. The record is from RefSeq and is a predicted model, not a curated record. Gene Ontology annotation, cellular component: nucleoplasm.
GACAAAAUAUCCGUGUCAUUUCAGGGGUUAGUGACUUUUAUGGAUGUAGCCAUAGACUUCUCCCAAGAAGAAUGGGAAUGGCUGAACCUUGCUCAGAGGAAUUUGUACAGGAAGGUGAUGUUGGAGAACUAUAGGAACCUGGUCUCUGUGGGUCUUUGCAUUUCUAAACCAGAUGUGAUUUCCUUACUGGAACAAGGGAAAGAGCCUUGGGAGGUGAACAGACAGAUGACGAGAGGCCUAUGCCCAGACUUGGAGUAUGUGUGGGUGACCAAGGAGUUAUCUCCAAAGCAGGACAUUUAUGAAGAAAAAUUAUCUCAGGAAAUGCUAUUGGAAAAUCUUACAAGCUAUGGCCUUGAAUAUUCCAUAUUCAGAGAAAACUGGAAAUGUGAAAACCUGUUUGAGAGGGAGCCAAUAAGUCAGAAGACACAUUUUAGGCAAGAGACAAUCACUCAUAUAAAUACCCUUAUUGAGGAAGGGGACCACUCUAACAAAUCUGGGACAAUUUUUCAUCUAGAUGCAAUAUCUUAUAUAAAACAGGUUGUUCCUAUGGAAGAGAGAAUAUAUAAUUGUGACACAGAUAAUAAAAGCUUAAAAAAACAUUCAGUUCUAAAAAUACAGAAGGAAGUCUCUGGAGAAAAGAAACUUUUGAAAUGUAAUGACUGUAAGAAAACUUUUACCAAAAUCUCGACCCUUACACUCCAUCAAAGAAUUCAUACUGGAGAGAAACCCUAUGAAUGUAUUGAAUGUGGCAAAGCCUUUAGCCAGAGUGCCCACCUUGCUCAACAUCAGAGAAUACACACAGGAGAAAAACCCUUUGGAUGUACUGAAUGUGGGAAAGCCUUCAGCCAGAAUGCGCAUCUUAGUCAACAUCAGAGAGUUCACACUGGAGAAAAACCUUAUAAAUGCAAGCAGUGUGAUAAAGCCUUCAGCCAGCUUGCACAUCUUGCUCAACAUCAGAGAGUUCACACUGGAGAAAAACCCUAUGAAUGUAUUGAAUGUGGGAAGGCUUUUAGCGACUGCUCAUCCUUAGCUCAUCAUCGAAGGAUUCACACUGGGAAAAGACCCUAUGAAUGUAUAGACUGUGGGAAAGCAUUCAGACAAAACGCUUCCCUUAUACGUCAUCGAAGAUAUUAUCAUACUGGGGAGAAACCCUUUGAUUGCAUUGAUUGUGGGAAGGCUUUCACUGAUCACAUAGGACUUAUUCAACAUAAGAGAAUUCAUACUGGAGAGAGACCUUACAAAUGUAGCAUGUGUGGGAAGGCCUUUAGCCAUGGCUCAUCUCUGACUGUACAUCAGAGAAUUCAUACAGGAGAGAAACCUUAUGAGUGUAAUAUUUGUGAGAAAGCCUUUAGCCAUCGGGGCUCACUUACUCUACAUCAAAGAGUCCAUACUGGAGAGAAACCCUAUGAGUGUAAAGAAUGUGGGAAAGCUUUCCGGCAGAGCACACACCUUGCUCAUCAUCAGAGAAUUCAUACUGGUGAGAAACCUUAUGAAUGUAAGGAAUGCAGGAAGACCUUCAGCCAGAAUGCACACCUUGCUCAACAUCAGAAAAUACACACUGGAGAGAAACCCUAUGAGUGUAAGGAAUGUGGUAAGGUCUUCAAUCAGAUUGCACACCUUGUUCAACACCAGAGAAUCCAUACUGGUGAGAAGCCUUAUGAAUGUAUUGAAUGUGGGAAGGCCUUUAGCGAUGGCUCUUAUCUUGUUCAACAUCAGAGACUCCACACUGGCAAAAGACCAUAUGAAUGCGUUGAAUGUGGAAAGGCAUUCAGACAGAGGGCAUCCCUUAUUUGUCAUCAAAGAUGCCAUACUGGUGAGAAACCUUAUGAAUGUAAUGUUUGUGGGAAAGCUUUUAGCCAUCGUAAAUCCCUUACUCUCCAUCAGAGAAUUCAUACAGGAGAGAAACCUUAUGAGUGUAUAGAAUGUAGCAAAGCCUUCAGCCAGAUUGCCCAUCUUACUCUGCAUAAGAGAAUCCAUACAGGAGAAAGGCCCUAUGAAUGUAAAGAGUGUGGAAAAGCCUUCAGGCAGAGUGUACAUCUUGCUCAUCAUCAACGAAUUCAUACUGGAGAGUCAGCUUCAAUUAUUCCCUCUUCCUCACCCCUGCACCAGAAAGUUCCAUAGAUUCAGUCUUCUAAAUACCUCUGAAAUCCAUCCACUUUUUUCCAGCUCAUGUCCCAUCGUUGUAGUCCAAGACAUAACCAUCUCAGUUGGAUUUCCGCAGUCGUGUUGCAACCUCUCAAGUGCAUUAUUAACACUGUGACCAGAUUAAUCUUUAAAAAAAAUAAAAAUAUAUAUUCAUGUUACUUUCCUACUUAAAAUGCUGGUUUUGAAGAAUAUGUUAGAUAAUCCCUAUCAAGGGUUCAGCAUGCAAUCCUUGGGAUAAAUAAUCAUUAGUUUAAAUA